Vitrella brassicaformis is the source of this 1571-nucleotide messenger RNA. Lineage: Eukaryota; Vitrellaceae. The record is from the annotation of a GenBank genome assembly.
AUUGACCGCGCUCCUUUCCACUAUGCUCCCCUUUUGGCUCUCCUGCCCGUCAUCCUAUCCUCGCUUCUUCCUCUGCGUGGCCACCCUCACAGCCGCAGCUCUGCUGGGCCAUUUCAUCCUCACCGUCACCUCGCCGGCACAGGAGAUGCGCACGGGCUCUCGGCAGUUGCUGGAUCUGUCAGCAGAAUCCAGCUUUGCAAAUGGCUAUCGGGACACAGAUACCUUCCGCUUAUGUCUGAAGGAGAACGAAAAUGCCGUCAGCGGCUCAUCUCUCACGGCAGAUCUCUGCAGCAGCGGGAAGCGUGUUCACAUCGCCAUUGGCAUAGACAACACGGGACUGGAGCCCAUUCCCACCCUUCUCAACUCGGUUGACGCCAACCAUCGCAACACGCCACUGGCGGGAUGCCUGGAUGUCCAUCUCGUAACGAUGGACGUGUCGUCAACACACCCAAUCUUCGUAGCUCUGCGCGAAGAGGCCUUGGCGGCUCGAAGAUGGCCGGCAUUGAGGCUCCACCUGCUCAACUUCACUUAUCUGCAGGUGGCCAACGACGUUGCAAAGAUGCCCGCCAUCCGCCCCUAUCGCAUCGGUGCGGCCCUGCAUCGCAACGUCAACGGCGGCGGGGCUCCCAUCACGCGAGCGGCCAGUCUUCGCAUUUGGCUGCCGCACUUGUUGCCCAAGUCUGUUGGCCGAGUGCUGUAUCUCGACUACGAUGUGAUUGUGGAUGCGUCGCUGGAGGGGAUUUUCGAGCUGCCGAUGAGACAGGAUGAGGGCAUCGCGGCUCGGUCGUUCCCUGCAGAGAAGGGAGGGGGGCGGGCAGUGGUGAGGGGGUGGCUCGAGAAUGCAGGCGUCGGUGACAAGUUCGUGUACACCGGGGCCGACAGGGCAUUCAACUCAGGUCCGUGGAUGCAACUUUGAUUCGUUCAAGCGAGUGAACAUCGUCAUUUCUGUCUGUCAGGAGUGUUGUUGAUGAACCUUGUCGUGCUGCGGUGCAUGAACUUCUCGUCCACCCUGGGGAGGUGGAAUGAGCUGUGGGGCAUCAACGAUCAGACGGCACUCAAUCUCUUCUUCAACGGAAGCUACCACGAGCUUGACAGGCGAUACAACACAUUCAUCGACUCAGAAGGUGUGUGUAUUUUGUCUUAUGGAUCCAUAGUUUCUGUCUGCCGAAUGGGUGUUUUGUGUUGUGGCUGGCUGGCUGGCUGGCUGGCCGGCUUGCAGACACGGAGCACGUGUCUCCAUCUUUUGAGCCAGCCAUAAUCCACUACAAGGGCGCCAUCAAGCCAUGGAGCCGUCCCGACAGCUGGGAGGCAUUCAUCACAAGCCACACGAGAAGACACUCGUACGCCAGUCUGUGGCCGCCAUGUCUCUUCACGAGCUAUGGCGCUAGAAGAAGAAGAGACACACAUGUCAGCUAUGAUGAUGGGUGCACGUAUGUGCGGCCUGCGGUGCGUUCGCCGUUGAUAAAGAAGUGGUGGGGCGUGUGGGGCAAGUACAGGACAGAUCUCGCUUGAGUGUAGGGAUUGUGUGUGAAUCGUUGGCUGUCCGUCAGCGGAGCCAGCGUUGUGGGUAA